AUGGCCGCCUCCGAUAAAGUCAACUUCAGCCGUAUUUCGUACGUAAUUUACGAACACCCAGACCUUACGAAAUUCUUGGCGUUCGCCGAUGACUUCGGCUUUGAGUCUACGGGAGUUACUGACGAAGACGGGAAUCUCUUCCUGAGGGGCUACGGACCGGAUCCUUAUGUCUAUGUCGCUCGCCAGGCGCCAGCGGGUCAAGCUAAGAGGUUCCUCGGAGCCGGAUUCACAGCACAGACUAAGGAGGACUUCGAAAGAGCAUGCAAGUUAGAAAAUGCUCAGCUGAAGGAUAUCUCGAAGCGACCAGGCGGAGGGAAGAUGGUUAGCGUGCCUGACAUAAACGGGUAUGAAAUUCAAAUUGUGUAUGACCAGAAGGACAGGGUUAUACCGGAUAGGGGGUUGUCGAAUGUCGUUAGUGGUCAGCCGAAUGUUAACGGAGCUAUCACGAAAGUGAGAAAAGGUCUUUUCAAUCGUCUAGACAGUGGUCCAGCCAAGAUCCACAAGCUCGGUCACUUCGGCUACAUGACUGAUAACUACACUAAGACUUGUGCCUGGUACUCUUCUCACUUCAACUUUAAGCCGACAGAUAUUGUACACGUUCCCGGAGACCCAUCUAAGGAGAUUAUGAGCUUCUUCCACCUCGACCUCGGCGCUGAAUACUCGGACCAUCACUGCCUACUAGUGGCAGCCCACCGCGACGGAAAUGGCAAGGGAACGACCGUGCACCACUCGUCGUUUGAGGUGGAGGAUAUAGACACGCAGAUGAUGGGCCACAAGUGGCUACAAGAUAAAGGCUAUGAGCUAAAAUGGGGUGUGGGGAGGCAUAUCAUGGGAUCACAGGUCUUUGACUAUUGGUACGAUUCAGCAGGCUUUAUAGUAGAGCACUACGCAGACGGCGAUUUGGUUAAUCAGGACACACCAACAUCAAGGCUCGCGGGAGCUGAGGCUGCUAUAUGGGGUCCUCCUAUCCCGGCGAAGUGGCAUUAA
Daldinia childiae is the source of this 987-nucleotide messenger RNA. RefSeq lists its product as uncharacterized. Gene Ontology annotation, cellular component: mitochondrion. Gene Ontology annotation, biological process: L-methylmalonyl-CoA metabolic process. The transcript is spliced from 2 exons. The record is from RefSeq and is a predicted model, not a curated record. Gene Ontology annotation, molecular function: methylmalonyl-CoA epimerase activity. NCBI's taxonomy places the organism in Eukaryota, Fungi, Ascomycota, Sordariomycetes, Xylariales, Hypoxylaceae. The coding region runs from base 1 to 987 and encodes 328 amino acids.